UUCACUUUUUCUUUUGCCAAUCUCCUGAUAAUUAGGUUAAAAUUUGAGCUACAUUUGGAUGUAGACCUGACUAAUGAUCAGUCAUUGGUUCAAGUCCACCUCUCACCAACUUGCAAGAGAGAGGAAGACACAGGCCCAGGCUGUACCACAGAACUGACUAUGGAGGAGCACCAACCCAAGCUGCCUCAAACGAAAGAAGAAUAUGCACAAUACCUUAUCUCUCAAGUGAAGAGUGAAUUAAGAAAGAGCCCUUUUGUGUUAAAUGUGUUUUUUGGCUUCACCCUUAUGUGCGUGGAGGAGUUCACUGAGAGGGAGUUCGCAUGCCCCUGCGACACUGGGUGGAAUAGUCUGUUUGCAGCUGUAUAUUUAGUUGUACCUGCAGUUCUGGUCCUUCUGCUGAUGAUAUCCAUUAAAUGUUUCCAGAACAGGAUGGAUUUAAAGGAGCAUGUAGCAAGUUGUGCUUCCAUCUUUGGCCCUGCCAUAUUUUGGAUCAUCAUUGUGUUGUGGGAUGGCCAAACUUUGGCCUGUGCAUUGACAACCUGGUCAGGCAGUUAUGAGGAUUUAGACGAUGCUGCGCCUCAGAAAUGGUGCGAACCAGCCAAUCUCACCUCAUCACAACAGUCUGAGUAUAAGGCCAAGACCCAGCGCUGGUUUUUCAUGUCUCAGGCCAUUGGAUUGGGGCUGAUUAUAACCAUCACUGCUUUUUUCAUAGUAUAUUUAAUCUGCAAAGGUUUAUGGGAGGGCUGUGGCAAGUGCUGCCGUAAUAAAGCCAAAAGAGAUCCAGACACUCCACUUCAAGACAUUUGAAAAUAGCACUAAGAAGAGAAAAUCAACACAACUUAAACAAGGAGUCCGAAGACUUUGGAACUGAACGUAAAGUUAUUACUAUAGAAAUCAUUUAUUAAAAUAAAUCAUGGAUGAAGCUUAGGUUAGUUUUGUUGUCAUUAAUCACAUUGUUGUAUUGAUAGGAACAAGUCUGAUAAUUAAGUAGCCCUUUUUGGUAAAAUAUAGUUUGAUGUGCAUCAGAAGAAAUGUAUCUGGAAUCUGUUUGCAUGUCUAAUGCCAACUUCUUCAUCUGGAGGCCACGUCAUGUCAGUACCUUGGAAGUGGAGAAGGGUGUGUGUACAUGUGUAAAUAACAAGUUCUGCAGAAACAGAUUACAUCAUGAGGCUUUAAAAAAUAUUGACAAGAAAUACUUUACUUAAAAAAUAUGUAUUUUCUUUUAAAUAUUGUUGGUAUUAACUUAAAAAAAACUCCACAACAUAAUCAAGAGUAAAAGAAUAUCAAUGCAUUGUCAAGAUCUUUACAUAGACUUUUUCUAGUAGCUUUUGUAUUUUGCAUAUUUACAUGUCAAAACUGUCAAGCUAAAGUUUCCUUUAACUGUUCUCAGUAAAAGUUUUGUGGGCACUUUGGUCCUUUUGUAUAUGGACGACUUAAAAUGUUUAAAAUAAAAAAUCAAAACCAAAUAUUAAAUAACAACAU
Epinephelus moara (kelp grouper) is the source of this 1482-nucleotide messenger RNA. RefSeq lists its product as uncharacterized. The transcript has 3 exons. Gene Ontology annotation, molecular function: monoatomic cation channel activity. NCBI's taxonomy places the organism in Eukaryota, Metazoa, Chordata, Actinopteri, Perciformes, Serranidae. The record is from RefSeq and is a predicted model, not a curated record. Bases 160 to 807 code for a protein of 215 amino acids.